AGGAAGUAGCUGUCUUAAAGGCGGUGUAUGCAUGUUUGUUUUCAUAGACAUGUCCUUGAACACUUUUUAGCCCUGUUUUUGAGACCAGCAGCAUUUUAAAAUUUAAUUUAACGUCUUCAGAGUACGUUAGCUCAUUCUGAGGUCCUGUGUCCUUAGGUGAACUUCAGCAACACCAGCAUCAUGGGGUUUCUACUGUCUAAAACAAUGGAUGCAAACUUGAAAAAGCAGCAAGAAUUCAUGCUCCACAAUGCACGGCUGCAGAUGGAGCGUCAGAUCCUGAUGCAGAACCAGAUGAGGGAGAGACAGAUGGCCAUGCAGAUUGCCUGGUCUAGAGAGUUUCUCAAAUACUUCGGUACCUUCUUCACAGUGGCUACAUUAGGACUCACUGCAGGGGCCAUUAAAAGAAAGAAACCCGCCCUGAUGGGUCCCAUUAUUCCUCUGAGCUUCAUAUUAGUGUAUCAGAUGGACAGCGCCUAUGGGACUCUUAUUUAUCGUAUGAGAGGGGAGGCUGAGAGUAUCAUGACGUCUGAACAGGAUCGCCUGGACCUGCCCCAUGGGACUCCAACUUUCGACAGCAUAGAGAAGGCUCGGCGUGCUCGAAGCAGCCUUGCCUCCUUCUUGGAGAAAUGAGGUUUGGUGAUGUGGUACAAAAACGGAUGCCUUCACCCGUUCUGCUUUUUCUUCUUUAUGUAAAGCAUCAAAUAUCUACUGCCUUUUUGACCUAAAUGAGUCCAUAGUUUGCACUAAUUCUUUAUUAUGGACUUUGAGUCUAUUAUGUCAUAAUGAAUAAAGAGAUAAUGCUGUUUA
Molecule: messenger RNA, 807 nt
Organism: Cheilinus undulatus (humphead wrasse)
Lineage: Eukaryota; Metazoa; Chordata; Actinopteri; Labriformes; Labridae
Gene: plgrkt
Product: plasminogen receptor, C-terminal lysine transmembrane protein
Exons: 5
Coding region: 181-630 (149 amino acids)
Biological process (GO): positive regulation of plasminogen activation
Cellular component (GO): plasma membrane
Source: RefSeq, a predicted model, not a curated record